AUGCUCCUCUCACAACCUCGGGGGCGUGUGCCCUCUGCUCUGCGGAGCUUGUCCAAGACUUCCUUUGCUCUUCGCUCCCUCUCAACCACCCUCCCCCGCGCAAACAAAACCCCCGCCGAAACCGACUCCGCCCUCAACAAAGUCUCCCGCCAUGUCACCCAGCCCAUCUCCCAGGGUGCAUCGCAGGCCAUGCUGUACGCCACGGGCCUGAACGAAGCCGACAUGAACAAAGCCCAAGUCGGUAUCUCCUCCGUCUGGUACAACGGCAACCCGUGCAACAUGCACCUGCUGGACCUGAAUAACCGGGUGCGGGACGGCGUGCAGAAGGCCGGGUUGGUAGGGUUCCAGUUCAACACGGUUGGCGUGAGUGAUGCGAUUAGUAUGGGCACCAAGGGCAUGCGGUACUCGUUGCAGAGUCGGGAUUUGAUUGCAGAUUCGAUUGAGACGGUUAUGGGGGGUCAGUGGUAUGAUGCGAAUAUCAGCAUUCCGGGCUGUGAUAAGAAUAUGCCUGGUGUGCUUAUGGCGAUGGGGCGGGUGAACCGGCCGAGUUUGAUGGUUUAUGGAGGCACGAUCAAGCCUGGUUGUGCCGCUAUGCAGGGGAAUGCGGAUAUUGAUAUUGUCUCUGCGUUCCAGGCGUACGGGCAGUUUUUGACGGGGGAUAUUACCGAGCCGCAGCGGUUUGAUAUUAUCCGGAAUGCGUGCCCUGGCGGCGGCGCUUGUGGUGGUAUGUACACGGCUAACACGAUGGCUACCGCUAUUGAGGUUAUGGGUAUGACUCUGCCUGGUUCGUCGUCGAACCCGGCUGAAUCCGCCGCCAAGGACCUCGAAUGUCUGGCGGCUGGUGAGGCCAUCAAGAAGCUGUUGGUCGAGGAUAUCCGCCCCUCGGACAUCCUUACCCGCCAGGCCUUCGAGAACGCCAUGAUCGUCGUCAACAUCACUGGUGGUUCGACCAACGCUGUUCUGCACCUGAUUGCCAUCGCCGAUUCCGUCGGCGUCAAGCUCGACAUCGAAGACUUCCAGAAGGUCUCGGACCGCACGCCCUUCCUGGCCGACCUCAAGCCCUCGGGCAAGUACGUCAUGGCCGACCUGCACAAAAUCGGCGGUACGCCCUCGCUGCUCAAGUUCCUGCUCAAGGAGGGUGUCAUCGAUGGCUCCGGCAUGACCGUUACCGGUGAGACGCUGGCCAAGAACCUCGAGAAGGUACCCGACUUCCCCGAGGACCAGAAGAUUAUCCGCCCCAUGUCGAACCCGAUCAAGAAGACUGGUCACAUUCAGAUUCUGCGCGGUUCGUUGGCGCCGGGUGGUAGUGUUGGUAAGAUUACUGGUAAGGAGGGUACUUCGUUCACCGGUAAGGCGCGUGUGUUCGAUGAGGAGGAUGAGUUCAUUGCUGCGCUGGAGCGCAACGAGAUCAAGAAGGACGAGAAGACCGUCGUUGUCAUCCGGUACACCGGACCCAAGGGUGGUCCCGGCAUGCCUGAAAUGCUCAAGCCCUCCUCUGCCCUCAUGGGCGCCGGCCUCGGCGACUCCUGCGCGCUCAUCACCGAUGGCCGUUUCUCCGGCGGUUCUCACGGUUUCCUGAUCGGCCAUAUCGUCCCCGAAGCCGCCGUCGGCGGACCGAUCGGUCUCGUCAAGGACGGCGACGUGAUCACCAUUGACGCCGAGAAGCGCAUUCUGGACCUCGAUGUUGAGGAGCCGGAGCUUGUGGAGAGACGGAAGGAGUGGGAGGAGAAGAAGGCGGCUGGCCAGUUGCCGCCUACGGGGUUGACGAUGAGGGGGACGCUCGGGAAGUAUGCUCGGACUGUUAAGGAUGCUAGUCACGGGUGUAUUACGGACUCUGUGGAGUAA
Aspergillus chevalieri is the source of this 1845-nucleotide messenger RNA. It is a transcript of the gene ilv3, whose product is annotated as dihydroxy-acid dehydratase ILV3. The coding region runs from base 1 to 1845 and encodes 614 amino acids. Lineage: Eukaryota; Fungi; Ascomycota; Eurotiomycetes; Eurotiales; Aspergillaceae. The transcript has 4 exons. The record is from RefSeq and is a predicted model, not a curated record. Gene Ontology annotation, cellular component: mitochondrion. Gene Ontology annotation, molecular function: dihydroxy-acid dehydratase activity. Gene Ontology annotation, biological process: branched-chain amino acid biosynthetic process.